UCUGCAAUUCCCCACCUCCCACUCCCAGCGAAACACCCCGCUCCCUCUCUCAAGCAGCCGCCAUGGCCCCCAAGGCAGACAAGAAGCCGGCCGCGGAGAGCAAGGUGGAGAAGGCGGCGGAGAAGGCCCCCGCGGGCAAGAAGCCCAAGGCCGAGAAGCGGCUUCCGGCGUCCAAGGAGGCCGCCGGCGGCGAGGGCAAGACGAGGGGCCGGAAGAAGGGCAGCAAGGCGAAGAAGGGCGUGGAGACGUACAAGAUCUACAUCUUCAAGGUGCUGAAGCAGGUGCACCCGGACAUCGGCAUCUCCUCCAAGGCCAUGUCCAUCAUGAACUCCUUCAUCAACGACAUCUUCGAGAAGCUCGCCGGGGAGUCGGCCAAGCUCGCCCGCUACAACAAGAAGCCCACCAUCACGUCCAGGGAGAUCCAGACCUCCGUCCGCCUCGUCCUCCCCGGCGAGCUCGCCAAGCACGCCGUCUCCGAGGGCACCAAGGCCGUCACCAAGUUCACCUCCUCAUAGACUGAAGAUGCGUCCGUCGCCUGUAGUUGGUCUCUGUAUCUGCACCUGUACUGUCGACUCUGCUUGUCUCUCUGCAAGUAGUGCUGGUAGUCUGCUGGGUGAUCGCCAACGCUUUGUUGGCUAAUUAAUUGGUUGUAAGAACUGAAGUUGUUGUGUUUGGCAGACUGAUAUAUCUAUCUAGAACUGAACUUGUGGUGGUACUA
Molecule: messenger RNA, 718 nt
Organism: Aegilops tauschii subsp. strangulata
Lineage: Eukaryota; Viridiplantae; Streptophyta; Magnoliopsida; Poales; Poaceae
Product: histone H2B.2
Cellular component (GO): nucleosome
Molecular function (GO): structural constituent of chromatin; protein heterodimerization activity; DNA binding
Source: RefSeq, a predicted model, not a curated record